Molecule: messenger RNA, 744 nt
Organism: Magnolia sinica
Lineage: Eukaryota; Viridiplantae; Streptophyta; Magnoliopsida; Magnoliales; Magnoliaceae
Product: EPIDERMAL PATTERNING FACTOR-like protein 8
Exons: 2
Coding region: 223-540 (105 amino acids)
Biological process (GO): stomatal complex development; guard cell differentiation
Source: RefSeq, a predicted model, not a curated record
UAUUGAAUCCCCCAACAAGCUUAGACUCUCGUUUUAUCAGCAGAAGCAACCAACAUUACCAGAAAACAUGUCCCUUUAGAAGGCAACAGCCCCAUCAACUUGUCUCUCAAUCUCAAUUUCUUCCCCUCCCACACACUCCAAACCCAUUUUAAAUUUCCUCUCUCUCUCUCUCUCUCUCUCUCUCUCCACCAAAAGCAUCUAAACAACACCAACGGAGGAUUGAUGGCUCCAUCAAAAAAUUUCACAAAUGGACUAGCAGCUCCUUUUGUAAUUCUCAUCUUUUCAGUGAUGCUUCUUCCCUCCAAACCAGUUGGGCUUGUUCUUUCCAAGUCCGAUGAGAUUUUCGAGCAAAGGAAGCAUGUCUUGGGCUCAAGGCCUCCUUUGUGUGUGAACAAGUGCUGGAGUUGUAGGCCUUGCAUGGCUACUUUGGUAAUUCCACCGCAUAUGAAGAGCACUAAAGCAAUAUCAGAGCAGGAAGAUGAGAGCUAUUAUCUUCUCUCAUGGAAAUGCAGAUGUGGGAAUAAGUUCUUCCAGCCUUGAUAUAUUUGUAAUUUAUGUAUGUGUGGUGAUAUUUAUAUGGUAAGGGGAUUUGGUUUGUCCAAAGAUGAAAGAGUCUGAUGUGUGUGACCAAAGAUGUAUGUUGAGUAGCUAUGAAUCAUUCAAGAAUGUUAGCAGAUUUCCAAGUGUAAUUGGGCCCCUUUUGAGAGGAAAUAUAUAUAUGAUUUUUCUGUGAGUUCAUGAGGA